UUUGGGGGGAUUAAGGGGUACGCGGGGGCGAAGCAGAGGCCAUGGCAGCAGCGGAGGAGGAGGACGGGGGCCCCGAAGGGCCAAACCGCGAGCGGGGCGGGGCGGGCGCGACCUUCGAAUGUAAUAUAUGUCUGGAGACCGCUCGGGAGGCUGUGGUCAGUGUGUGUGGCCACCUGUACUGUUGGCCGUGUCUUCAUCAGUGGCUGGAGACACGGCCGGAGCGGCAAGAAUGCCCAGUGUGUAAAGCUGGGAUCAGCAGAGAAAAUGUUGUUCCCCUUUAUGGGCGCGGGAGCCAGAAGCCGCAGGAUCCCAGAUUGAAAACCCCACCCCGUCCCCAGGGCCAGCGACCAGCUCCAGAGAGCAGAGGGGGAUUCCAGCCAUUUGGUGACACCGGGGGCUUUCACUUCUCAUUUGGUGUUGGUGCUUUUCCCUUUGGCUUUUUCACUACUGUCUUCAAUGCCCACGAGCCAUUCCGUCGGGGUACAGGUGUGGAUCUGGGACAGGGACACCCGGCCUCCAGCUGGCAAGACUCCCUCUUCUUGUUUCUCGCCAUCUUCUUUUUUUUCUGGCUGCUCAGUAUUUGAGCUGUGUCUACUUCCUGCCCACCUCCAGCCAGAGGAGAAUCAGUAUUGGGGGUCCCUGCUGACCCUUCCUUACUCCUGGACCCUCCCCUUCAACCUCUCCAUUUCUGUCAAUUGAGUCCACUCUCCAGGAGGGUGUGGGGAGUGACAUCUGUGUAUAGGAUGGAAAACCUGCUUUGAACUGCUCACUCGGUGACUCUCAGCUCUGGGAGAGGACAGACUGAAGAUGAUGUCUGUUUCUCCUCUCUUGAUCCUUUGCUUCCCCCCCCGCCCCCCGAUUUCUUGAUUUGAUGUUGAAAGGUGGGCAAGAUUCCUUCUGACUCCCCCACGUUCCCCUUGUUGAUUUAAUUUAAUUCUCCUUGCCCCAGUGUCUUUUAUGGGUCUGACUCUUAAAUGCUUCCUUCCCCUCACUACCUCCUUUAUUACAAAUUCAAUAAACAAGGUGAAAUGUAUUGCUGGGAACUUAGCCCACUCUGUCCUUUCCUGUUUCCUUCUAGGACAGGAGCACCUUCUCCCCAACUUGCGUAGAUGUUGACCUGGUAUAGGGAAGUAUGGGGGUGAGCCCCUUUCCUUUGAGGCUCCCCUCGAUGCAAGGGAUGAAGGCAUCACAGACAUACACACAAGAGCAAACUGGGCAAGAUGUGACACGUGUUUACUCGUCACUGUUGGUGGGGGGCUCUGGUGGUAGAAGGACGUUUGUCGAGGUGAGAUUAUACAGGGGAGAGCUGAGCAGAGUAUGGGAUGGAGUCUGGC
Molecule: messenger RNA, 1334 nt
Organism: Talpa occidentalis (Iberian mole)
Lineage: Eukaryota; Metazoa; Chordata; Mammalia; Eulipotyphla; Talpidae
Gene: RNF5
Product: ring finger protein 5
Exons: 6
Coding region: 42-584 (180 amino acids)
Biological process (GO): ubiquitin-dependent protein catabolic process
Cellular component (GO): endoplasmic reticulum
Molecular function (GO): ubiquitin-like protein conjugating enzyme binding; ubiquitin protein ligase activity
Source: RefSeq, a predicted model, not a curated record